GACAAAAUGUUUGAAAUGUGGAACAGUGUUACCUCUAAAAUUGAACAGGCUCAGCAGUCGAAUUCUCAGGCUCAGCAAGCCCAUACGCCUAGUGGAUCUAUCAAAGCUCAAAUAGAGAUCAUACCAUGCAAGGUGUGCGGCGACAAAUCAUCAGGUGUGCACUACGGAGUGAUCACGUGUGAAGGUUGCAAAGGCUUCUUCAGGCGAUCACAAAGUUCGGUAGUCAAUUACCAGUGUCCACGAAAUAAGCAAUGUGUGGUCGAUAGGGUCAAUAGAAAUCGCUGCCAAUACUGUCGUCUGCAGAAAUGUCUCAAACUAGGAAUGAGCCGAGAUGCCGUAAAAUUUGGUCGGAUGUCGAAGAAGCAACGCGAGAAGGUCGAAGAUGAGGUGCGGUUUCACAGGGCGCAGAUGCGGGCGCAGUCCGAUUCCGCGCCAGACAGUUCCGUGUUCGAACAACAGACACCGUCCAGCAGCGAUCAGUUGCACCAUGGUUACAACGGAUACACGUAUACAAAUGAAGUGGGCUACGGCAGCCCAUACGGCUACGGUACACCGGUGACGCCGCAGGCACAAGGAUCUCUCGGCUACGACAUUUCUGCUGAUUACGUAGACAGCACUACGGCCUACGAACCCAGGCCCGGUGGAGGAAUGCUCGAAACGGAUUUCAUCGGCAGUCACAUGGAUGGAGAUAUCAACGAUGUAUUAAUCAAAACACUUGCUGAAGCUCACACCAACACUAAUCCAAAACUCGAGUAUAUCCUAGAAAUGUUUCGUAAGCCUCAAGACGUUGCUAGGUUGAUUUACUACAAAAAUAUGGGUCAAGAAGAACUAUGGCUUGAUUGUGCUGAGAAAUUAACUUCAAUUAUUCAAAGUAUCAUCGAAUUUGCCAAAUUAAUUCCUGGCUUUAUGCGACUUUCGCAAGACGAUCAGAUAUUAUUGUUAAAAACAGGUUCAUUUGAAUUAGCAAUAGUUCGAAUGUCCCGGUUAAUGGAUCUGUCCCAGAACGCAGUGCUAUAUGGAGACAUAAUGUUGCCUCAAGAAGCGUUCUACACAUCAGAUUCCCUGGAAAUGAAACUCGUCGCCUGUAUAUUUGAGACUGCCAAAAGUAUAGCUGAACUCAAGCUUACUGAGACUGAAUUAGCCUUGUACCAGAGUCUGGUACUGCUUUGGCCUGAGCGUCAUGGUGUAAGAGGAAACACAGAAAUCCAGAGGUUAUUUAACAUGAGUAUAUCUGCUAUACGACAUGAAAUAGAAUUGAAUCAUGCACCAAUUAAAGGUGAUGUCACUGUUUUGGAUACCCUUUUGGCAAAGAUUCCUACAUUCAGGGAAUUGAGCCUGCUGCACAUGGAAGCACUCAGCAAAUUCAAAUUGGCUCAUCCGCAAUAUGUUUUCCCGGCAUUGUACAAAGAGCUGUUCUCUAUUGAUAAUGCUCAGGAUCUUAUAACAUAAGAUUAAGUAAGUAUAAAGUGAAGCCACUGUACUUACAAGAAAAAAAAAACAGUUUCUAUUAUCAACAAGCAGCAGUCUCCUUUUUUAAAAAUACACUGAAGGGGAAUGAAUUGAGAUCUCAUCGUCCCAGCUAUGAAUUAGCCGGGACUGUUCUAUUCA
This is a messenger RNA of Ctenocephalides felis (cat flea), 1608 nucleotides long. It is a transcript of the gene Hr3, whose product is annotated as probable nuclear hormone receptor HR3. The record is from RefSeq and is a predicted model, not a curated record. NCBI's taxonomy places the organism in Eukaryota, Metazoa, Arthropoda, Insecta, Siphonaptera, Pulicidae. The coding region runs from base 7 to 1449 and encodes 480 amino acids. Gene Ontology annotation, molecular function: RNA polymerase II cis-regulatory region sequence-specific DNA binding; nuclear receptor activity; zinc ion binding. Gene Ontology annotation, cellular component: nucleus. The transcript has 8 exons. Gene Ontology annotation, biological process: regulation of transcription by RNA polymerase II.